Molecule: messenger RNA, 1357 nt
Organism: Elaeis guineensis (African oil palm)
Lineage: Eukaryota; Viridiplantae; Streptophyta; Magnoliopsida; Arecales; Arecaceae
Product: probable pectinesterase 29
Biological process (GO): pectin catabolic process; cell wall modification
Molecular function (GO): pectinesterase activity
Source: RefSeq, a predicted model, not a curated record
AUGCAAUCUCCUUUCUUCUUAUUCUCCCUCUUCUUCUCCUUGACACAGAUUUUUCUCUAUUAUGAUUCUGUUGAUGGUGGAAAUGCUGUGAUUGUGAAAAACAUCACCGUUGAUAAGUCUCGGCAUGGAGACUUCAUGACCAUUCAAGAUGCCAUUGAUUCAGUUCCUGAUGGCAAUAGGCAAUGGAUCAGAAUUCACAUGUUUCUCUAUUAUGAUUUUGUUGAUGGAUAUGCUGUGAUUGUUAAAAACAUCACUGUUGAUCAGUCUGGGCAUGGAGAAUUCACAACCAUUCAAGGUGCCAUUGAUUCAAUUCCUGAUUACAAUACACAAUGGAUAAGAAUUCAUGUUGUAGCAGGAAUCUAUAGGGAAAAGGCCUUCAUACCCUACCAAAAAGAGUAUAUCUUGAUAGAAGGGGAAGGGAGCCAACAGACAUCAAUUGAGUGGGAUGAGGCUGUUUCCCCUGAUUUGGUUAAUUUGAAUAUCACUCACUCAAAUUCUGUACUUGCUGGAGGAAUGGAAGGUGCUACUUUCAGUAUCUUAGCAAAUAAUUUUGUCAUCAGAGAUAUUGCAUUUAAGAACACAUAUGACCACAUCAAAUAUGGAAGCAAGCAGGCAUUAGCAGUAUAUGUAUCAGGAGACAAAGGCUCCUUUUACCGGUGUGCAUUCUUUAGCUACCAAGAUACCUUGUGUGAUUUCACAGGCCGACACUACUUCUCUGAUUGCUGGAUUGAAGGUGCUAUUGACUUUAUCUUUGGAUUGGGCCAAUCUAUCUACAUGAGGUCCACUUUGCAUUCGAUCAAGGAGGGGUCACAACCAGGAUGGUUAACGGCGCAUGCCAAGACUAAACUCGACGCGCCGGGUGGCUUUGUGUUCAAGUAUUGCACCGUGGAAGGGGGCAAGACGUUUUUAGGAAGAGCAUGGAAUUCUUACUCUACCGUGAUUUUCUAUAAUACGUAUAUGGCAGACAAUAUUAUGCCUGAGGGUUGGGAUGCUUGGAAAACUGGAAAUAAUGCGUACCAAACAACAUAUGCAGAGGAUGGUUGCAGCGGGCCGGGUUCAAAUACUGCAAAUAGAGUGAACUGGGAAAAGAAGCUUAGUAACAGGCAAUUGAAGUAUUAUACUAGCAACAACUUCAUUGACAGGGAAGGCUGGCGGUCUCAACAACCCUAACCAGAUAUUCUCAUGUCCUUUCUGAUCUUGUCGAUGCUUGUUGCUUUGAUUUGUGCCAUGGGAUGAAUAAAAUCAACCCUUCAUCAUGAGGAGUCCACAUGAUAUUAACUUGUUUCAUUGGCUCAAGCCUACACUUGAGCUGCUUAUUAUAUGUCUAAAAUUCUUUUGUAUGAUAACUUGUAAUAAC